This is a messenger RNA of Lemur catta (Ring-tailed lemur), 1293 nucleotides long. Its product is annotated as killer cell lectin-like receptor 2. The coding region runs from base 109 to 951 and encodes 280 amino acids. The transcript is spliced from 8 exons. Lineage: Eukaryota; Metazoa; Chordata; Mammalia; Primates; Lemuridae. The record is from RefSeq and is a predicted model, not a curated record.
UGCUUUUCAUUUUACAGCCCCUAAGGGAUCCAGGACUAGAAGGGCCAACGUCUCCCUCAUCUCGGGGUCAGUGUUCUCCAUCUGCAUCACUCCGUGGCACCAGUACAGAUGAGUGAUGAGGGAGUGAUUUAUUCAACCGUGAGAUUUCUGCAGUCUCCUUCAGAGUCACGGAGUGGACAAAGGCCUGAUGUUACUCCGAGACCUGGGAAGACUGGCGACAAAGUGUUUUCAGUGUCCUGGCAUCUCAUUGCAGUGAGUCUUGGGAUCCUCUGUUUACUUCUGUUGAUGAUAGUCAUAGUGUUGGUGACAAAGAUGUUUCAGUGCAUUCAAGAAAGACAUCAGCAGGAAAUUCUAAGAGACCUUAGUCAAAAUGACAACUAUUUAAAGGAGCAACUUUUGACAAAUAAGACUUUAGAAUAUGACAUUUUAAAAAAUGAAAGCCUCCAGAAGAAAAAGGAACUGGACUCACUCUUUCUAAAAAAGAACAUAUGUCAUACAAAAAAUGAGAUCUUUUCAAAAUCUUUGGAAAAUACAGGCAAACGUUAUGAAGGCCACUGGUCCUGUUGUGGAUUAAGCUGUUAUUAUUUUACCAUGGAAAAUAAACACUGGAAGGGAUGUAAACAGACUUGCCGAAGUUACAGAUCAUCCCUUUUGAAGAUAGAUGAUGAAGAUGAACUGGCCUUCGUUCAACUCCAGACUUAUAAAAAUUAUUACUGGAUUGGAUUAUCAUAUGAUGAGAGGGAAAAUAAAUGGAAAUGGCUUGAGAGUGGCUCAUCUCCUGGACUUAAUUUUGCAAUAAUGAAUUUGCCUUCUGGGAGAGGACAAUGUGCAUUUUUAUCCUCAACAAGAAUAGCAGUUAUUGAUUGCUUUCAAACUUACAACUGUAUCUGUGAAAAGAGAAUUGACUGUAUUUUCUCUGCUUCAGCGUGCACUGAGAAGAAAAGGACUUAGUCCAUUGUUGAAGCAGAUGAAGAUGAGCUGGAAGAGAAAGGAAAUGUUCUUUUGGGCUAUCCCUUAGAGAUCAGAUGUCAUCUUUCAUCCUGAGAAGAGGGGAAGAUUUUGUCUUUGGAGAGCAGUUGCCCCUUUUUUAAUGGCCCUGAGGAAUUAUUCAUUCUUUCUGUUUCCCUCAGUCACCUACAGAACCAGUUAGAGAACUCAUAAAUAGUCGGAGUCUUUUCCUUAUCAAUAGGAUAAAUUGUCUCAAUAUCUUCUGGCUUUGAUAGAUAGCACAAUUAAGAACUAGAAUAUAGGUUUUCUUUCUUCUCAUUUAGAAGCUUAUCUCAUUUUUUUUUU